UCCACUACCCCCCCUUCCCUGCUAUGAUGGCCCGUCAGUAGCAGGUUCCAGACCCCCUGGGGGCAUGUAGGCAGAGCUAGCGGCAACCAGGUGCGCAGAGCCACAGGCGCUCUAGGGCACCCUGGGGGCAGGUUUGCCUGCUGCGCUCUCUGGUGCCUGGGGAAAUGCCCAACUGACGGGCCAGCUGGUGAGGACAAGAACGUUCCCUUCUGACCCGAGUCCGCUGCAUCCAUGGCGCUGCCGGCCAGUCUGGUGCCCCUGUGCUGCUUAGCACUUCUGGCGCUGCCGGCCCAGAGCUGCGGGCCGGGCCGGGGACCCGUUGGCCGGCGCCGCUACGUGCGCAAGCAGCUGGUGCCGCUACUCUACAAACAAUUUGUGCCCAGUGUGCCCGAGCGGACCCUGGGCGCCAGUGGGCCGGCCGAGGGCAGGGUGGCACGGGGCUCCGAGCGCUUCCGGGACCUGGUGCCCAACUACAACCCCGACAUCAUCUUCAAGGAUGAGGAGAACAGUGGGGCAGACCGCCUGAUGACGGAGCGUUGUAAAGAGCGGGUGAACGCUCUGGCCAUUGCGGUGAUGAACAUGUGGCCUGGAGUGCGCCUACGGGUGACCGAGGGCUGGGACGAAGACGGCCACCAUGCUCAGGACUCACUCCACUACGAAGGCCGUGCUUUGGAUAUCACAACGUCCGACCGCGACCGCAAUAAGUAUGGGUUGCUGGCGCGCCUGGCAGUGGAAGCCGGCUUCGACUGGGUCUACUACGAGUCGCGCAACCACGUCCACGUGUCGGUCAAAGCCGAUAACUCACUGGCGGUCAGGGCAGGAGGCUGCUUUCCGGGAAAUGCCACGGUGCGCCUGCAGAGCGGCGAGCGGAAGGGGCUGCACGAACUGCAUCGCGGAGACUGGGUGCUGGCAGCAGACGCGGCGGGCCGGGUGGUGCCCACGCCGGUGCUGCUCUUCCUGGACCGGGACUUGCAGCGCCGGGCCUCUUUCGUGGCUGUAGAGACCGAGCGGCCCCCGCGCAAGCUGUUGCUCACACCAUGGCACCUGGUGUUCGCCGCUCGAGGGCCGGCGCCCGCGCCAGGCGACUUCGCACCGGUGUUUGCGCGCAGGCUGCGGGCGGGGGACUCGGUGCUGGCGCCCGGCGGAGACGCGCUUCAGCCGGCUCGCGUGGCCCGCGUGGCACGGGAGGAAGCCGUGGGCGUGUUCGCGCCGCUCACAGCGCACGGGACGCUGCUGGUCAACGACGUCCUGGCCUCCUGCUACGCGGUUCUGGAGAGUCAUCAGUGGGCACACCGAGCCUUUGCUCCCUUGCGCCUGCUGCACGCGCUGGGGGCGCUGCUUCCGGGUGGGGCCGUCCAGCCGACUGGCAUGCAUUGGUACUCUCGGUUCCUCUAUCGCCUGGCGGAGGAGCUGCUGGGCUGAGCAUUGCAGGCAGGCAUAGAAACCUUGAGGCAUCCACCGAAAAGGGAGUGUGCGGGCUGAGACCUGGAGACUGGGCAGCAGGCGAUGCUGCUCGGAAGGGAAGGAGGGAUGGGGAGAAAAAUGGAGGCGACAGAGUGACUACCUGGGAAGAGGUGAUCCCAGGUUCUAAGUCGGUUGAUGGUGGAUACUCCUUUGACUAGGACUAUUUUGUCUCUUCUUCCCCAGAGCCUCAGCCCCACCUGAUUAUUUUAUUUUCUAUUUAUAAAUUGUAAUAUAAUGAUCUGCUUGCCAUGCCUGGCAAGAUGAGGGGCGGGGGCCCGGCGUUAACACUGUCUGACACAGCCAGUCAAUCUGACAUCUGACAUUAUCCUAUAGGUGGGCUAAUAAAGGGAUGGCAUCCAGGAGCUUAUUGGAAAAUAUCUCUAUUCAGAGGGUGAUUCACCUCCAGAAGGAGAGAGAAAGGGGACCAACCCCGAGGUCAAUACCUUACUUACCACUCCUCCCUCCUUCCCCCGCAGGCCUUCCUGCCUGCUUCCACAUCUCAGGCGAGUGUCCCAAUCGCUCAGCAACCUCGACCUGAAGAGUCAUGCUCUUUUCUAGGUUACUGGUCCCUCCUGCCACCCAGCGAGGACCAGCAUUCUGUCAGUAGAGUUGCAUGCCGGCUGUUGAAGGAUCCAGGUUGUCUUAAGGAGGGAGAUGGCCUGUGUGAACCUUUUCUCUGCUUAUAGGGUUCUAGUGGAGGCUGAGGCCAUUGUGCCUACUGAUACUGAAAUAAUUCUGGACCCCAACUGUUAGCCUGAAGUCCUGGUCCCUCUGUCAAGUCCAUGAAAUGAAUCAUUCUAGCCGCCACCCCACCCUGGUGUCAGGGUCUAGAUGGGGCCAAUGUUUUUUUCUGGGAUGUCACUGGACAAGUUGACGACUGAUGGGAAUUCCUAGCUAAGUGAUAAUUGAUAGUCCCCACACACUCUUGGUUAAGAGAAAGAGCUGAAACAUAAGGUUGGAACCUCUCCCCUCCUGAAGCUGCUGUGCACAGAGAAUGCUUCAGCCCUAUAUGGGAGGUUUAUGGAAGGAAGUGGGGGAAUAGGCUUUCCAGGCAAGGGCAUAUCGGUAUUACAACCAGAGCCCCCUUCCUGAUCUCCUAUCCUGAUUGUUGUUUCUACUGGCUUCCUUCACUGUCCCAUUCUAGCAUUAUCAGGGCUCUGGAAUCUCUGGGGUCCAACGUAGUAGACACUAGGAAUCCAGGCAGGCAGGUGCCCCUGACUUAGGAAUGGAAGCUCCAAGGAAGUUGGACUGCACUGACAGGGGAGUGUCCAGGGCCUGGUGGAUGGUGGGCGUUGGUGGUACCACCAGGAGCGCGCCCUUCCCUGAACAGCUGUGCUAUCACAGCCCUCAGGGUCUCUGCUAUACACUGCCCUCUAGUGGCCUUUGGAAUGGGUUCUCUUCCAGACCAAAGGAAAGAGAGAGCUAUAUACUACGUGGAUAGGUAGACUAAAUCUAUACAUACAGAGGAGCCUUAUCCCACUAGUCUGGAGAUGGAGGGUAUGGCUUGUGAACCUACUAUGCUGAGCCACAGGUGUUGGGGCUGGUGAGGAGCACACUUGCCUCUCGUCAGGACAGCCCUUAGAAACUGGCACUUUUGCAUCGUUUGUCCCUGGGUCAGCUCUUGUGGCUCCUGGAAGCAAUGUGGGGGUAUAGCUGUGACCUGAAGUAGUCCAGACUUCUGUAUGCAUCCAAGUUGCCCCCUCAACUCCCUCACCCUUGUACGUUUGAGUUCAGUAGCUGGAGGUGAAAGCAUACUUAGGGUUCCAGGGAGUGCUUGAUAAAGGCAACAUUCAGAAGCAAGCUAAGUUUACCUUUAGUGUCUUGCUACCUACCAUUUCCCCCAGCCCACAGAAGGUGCCUAUUGCCACCUUCCUGCUCCUUUCCUGAUCUCAGAAACACCCUCCGAGCUGUGGACCUUUCCUACUUUCUUUCUAAACCUGUCCUUGUCUCCCUCUGUUCAUCCAUGAUGCCCUCCUGUCAUGUCACUCCAGGUAAUGACUGAACUGAUGAACUAGUCUUCCUUCUUUGAGAGUUCUUUGUUUUUACUACCCAUCCCAGAUAAUGCAUAUAUGUUAAAGGUCUGCUGAAAAUAAGGCCUGAACCGUAAGAUCAUAAGGUGCUGAUUCCUAGCACUUUGAUAAAUUGGGCAGGGUGAUAUUUGAGGACCAGGAGAACUGAUUGGUUUCCCUUAAACUAUAUCCUGUAUUCUUCCCAGGCCUGAGGCCCACCUUUCAUUCCUCAUUAUCCUUGUCCCCUUAAGGCCCUCCCAGCUACCUAAAAAAAAUCCACUAUCUGCCUUUAAGCAACAAAGAGCACCAUUUCUAGGAAGCUGGCCAGGAGGGCAUAUUCACUUGGUCACACAACAUCUCCAAUUGCUGGCCUCUUCUCAUCAACAAAAUAGGCAAUGAGGAUUAGGGAAAGGGCAUGGCUUGAAAGUCAGGCAGACCCAGAGAUAAUGAUACCACCUUGAUAGCAUUGUUGGUAAGAUCAGUGUAUGUGCCCAAUGUGGAAUAGGCACUUAGGAAAUGUUUGCUCUGCACCCAUUCCUCGUCGACUUUGCUGCAUUCUGCUGUCUGUCUGCUUCUCACUACUCCACUAGAAUCAUUAUCAAUGGUUCCCAAACUUUUGGAGGGUUGUGUUGUCCCUACAACUGUUUGAUUUCAUAACAUUCCUUUCUUCAAAAGGUGCUGGGUGACAGAUGUGGGUUUGCUUUAGAAUUAAAGUAUAAUUAAAAGUAAUCUUAUUUUGACAAUUUCCAGAGCAUUUUGUGAUAAUCCUGGCAAGACCUCUCUGCGCACUGGGGAAACCAGAGUUGAGAGCCACUGCUUCAAGGUUCUGAUUACUUUUUUCUCACUCAGAAUCUAGACUUUUUUUUACCCCCUUCCUUUCUUCAAGCAGGAUUUACUGAACAUCUACAGUGUUCAGUGUUCAGCACUGUAUGAGGCACUAAAAAAAAAACAACAAGAUUUAGAAACUUCUUUCAGGGAGGAGUAGACAUAAAGGUAUACAAUGGUUAACCGCCAUAGCAACAUAGUUACUUAAUCAGGAUGAGUUGCACGGAUGGUAAAUGUCAUAUGAGUACCGAGAGGCUUUGUAGAGAAAGUAGGACCUGAAUAGGUUGAUAAACCAUGUAUAGGUGGCUGAGACCAGAAUGGGCAUUCCAGGCAGAAGUAGCAAGAUGAACUUGGAAUUUGGAAUGAAGAUGUGCUGGCUGGUUAGAGCAAGAGAUGAGCAGGUCUAACUGUAUGUAGCUAAUGUUUCCUGAGAGCUUGCUACAUUACCAGGCCAUGUUCUAGCACUUUACACGCAUUCUCAUUUAAUUCUCACAAUAACCUUAUGAGAUUCUAUUACAGAUGAAGCGACUAAGGCAAAAAGAGGUCUAAGUCACUUGCCCAAGUUACCACAGCUAAUAGGAGGUAUAACUAGAGCAAGAAAACAAGAAAUAAAACUAUCCUGAUGGAUAGGGUCACAUCCAAUGAGGUCUUACCUUACGCUAUUUUUGACUCUUCCUCAUUCCCUUCAUUGAGUCACUAAUAAGUCCUAGCUUUCUGACAGUAGUUUCUCUCAUUUUCAUUGGCUCUUCCUCCAGCCUGGGAGGCUGUCUUCCCUAACUAAAGCUACCUAGCCACUAGUUAAGGAAACAUGUAUAUAUAGGUUCAGGUUUUUGGCAGGAAUCCACAGCAGGCUGGUGUACCAACACAGAAAGCAAAAGAAAAGUCUUAGCUUUUUCUGGAGUAGAGGAGAGGGGAGAUUGAGAUUUGUUAUGUUAUGUUUGAUGUGUCCCCAUUCCCCCCACUCCCAUUCUUAUGUUGAAACCCUGAUGCCCAUGUGGCUGUACUGGGAGAUGGGGCCUCUAAGUAAGUAAGUAAGAUCAAAUGAGGUCGUUAAGAGUGGAGUCCUGAUCUGACCGGAUUAGUGUCCUUGUAAGAGGAGAAACCAGGGAGUUUGCUUAACAUGCACCAAGGAAAGGCCAUGUGAGAACAUAAUGAGAAGGUAGCCGCCUGCAGGCCAGGAAGAGAGCUCUCCCCAGAAACCAAAUUGUCCAGAACCUUUAUCCUGGACUUUUCUAGCUCCAAAACUGUGAGAAAAUAAAUGUUUGAUGUCUAAGCCACCCAGUCUAUGGUAUUUUGUUAUGGCCCCAGUAGACUAAUACAAGUUUCCAGAAAUGUUUGAAUAAGAAGCCGGUGUGAAGAUGGGUCUUUACUUAAUGAAAACAAUCAACUCUGCUUGGAAAUUGGCAUUUCUGACUUGCUGCCUUGACGUAUUUAUACCUCACUGUGCUUUUGUAUUGGAGAAUGCUUCCUUCUCUGGCUGGUAGACUGAAGCAGCUGUCUAUGGGAAAAAGACUAUGGCUGGUCAGGGUAUUUCCCUGAGGGGGAUUUUGUGACCACCUAGCAUGUUCAAACUCUCCUUUCCCUGUUAUUUUCUUUAUACAUUACUUGGUUGAUGCAUGCAAAUGAACAUCUCCCAUGAAGGAGCUAUAUCUUCAAUAAGGUUUUACUGAGUACCUGCUAUAUGCCAAAUAUUUUGCUGUACCAUGGGGACAGGACAAUAAAGUCGGCUAUGGCUCUUACCAUUCACCUGGUAAGACAGAUAUAAGUGGUUGCAAGGUUGUUGAAGGUGGUGAAGGAGAUGAGAAGUGAUGUAUAAUCUGAGGCCUGAGAGAUGGGUGAGAGUACAAGCAGGGGAAGCAGCAUGUACGAAGGCCUGGAGUUGGCAGCAGGAGUAAGAUGAAUCUGAGGACUGUUGACAAGUACAGUAUAUAGAGCGAGAGGGACACAUGAUCCACUUUAAGGAUUUUCAAUUUUGUCCUAAACGAAAGCAACUGUAGGGUUUGAAACAGGUAAGGGGGAAAAUCAAACUUGCAUUUUAAAUAGGAAUUUGGCAAUUGUAUGGGGUUUGGGGAGUCGUCUUUAUUCCUAAGUAGGUUGGUCCACACCCGAGCAUGUGAGUGAUGCUAGUUCUUAUCACAAGUAGCCAAUGAGGCCAUCCCCACAUAGAGUGUGUUACAGGAACAGAUGGUAGGGGCCACUGUAGGGAAAUUGGAGCAGGACAGGUUGGGAUAAGAACAGAACUGAGGGAGCUACCUCCAGCCCUGGCUUUGCUGUCUCUGAAACCCAAACACAAACCAUCUCUCAGCUUCUCUCCUUGGGACCACAUAACCUAAGAACAGUUGUCUGAUUGCAAACCACAUGUUGUCCAAACAGAAGACCUUGGAACUGGGACUUUUUCUGCUAUUUUCUUUUGCUUUCCAGCGAUUCUUUCAGCAGAGCAUUGGCUUAGCUUGGAGCUGAUUGCCCUGAGCUGAGCUGGAGCUGCCACCCUGAAAGCCACGUCUGGGAUGAACUUUGCAGCUGCCCAGGGAACAGCUGGUUAAGCCCUCAGCAACUGCAGCAGCUGGGAUUCCACCCAACAUUUGAGCUAGGAUUAAUCCCAUUUCCUCCACACACAUCCUUUCCUUGUUCUAGUUGCUGGCUAGUCCAUAGUAGCUCGUAGAAUCUUUGAGACUAGAUAACUUGGAUCUCCCUGGCUAAGCUGGAGACAAAGUCACUCACCUUUCUCUUCUCUUGGAGGCAGCUGGCCCAAAACCCCUUAGGACCACCACAGGAGGGAGGGUAUGGAUCUUUCUCUGUCAUGUAUCUUCCUUUCCCUCACCCUUUUCAUCCUCUGAUAAACUGUCUAGGAUGGUUAUUCUUUGAAAUGUUUGAUUUUCAUAACCAUUAGAAUUGUCUAAAGCUGAAGGAGCUUAUUAGGCGGGUGAGGAGGUGGAUUUCUGUUAUCUUUGCAAGACUGUACCAAGGCCGGGAAACUUGGUGGGAGUGUUGCAGGAGGAGCAAACAUCCUACAGGUGGCUGUCACUUUUAAACUGUGAUUGCGUCUCACUGAACUGUGAUCCUAUAGUUGAGAACAAUAGAUUUGUAUAUUCUCUUUGGUGCUUGUGCACCAGCUGUGUGACCUUGAGGAAAUCACUUAGUAAGGGAUGCCAGAGGCUACAAUGAGAUGCUUCCAAGAAGUUGGAAGUAAGGAGGUGCUCUGAGAUUUAAACAAGGCAAAUUAAGACACAAAAGGACAAGGCAAUUCCUCCCAGGUCCAGAUACUUGACUACCUCCCUUCAGCAAAUAUUUGUUAACCCCCUGAAAAGGCUGAUAGGCAUUGUAUUAUGCUAAAGAUUUUUGACAUUUUUCUAGAGAAAAUGGCAAUGGUCUUAAUGGAUUAAAUUAACUUAA
Manis pentadactyla (Chinese pangolin) is the source of this 7691-nucleotide messenger RNA. RefSeq names its product desert hedgehog signaling molecule (gene DHH). The transcript has 3 exons. The coding region runs from base 232 to 1422 and encodes 396 amino acids. Gene Ontology annotation, biological process: smoothened signaling pathway; cell fate specification; multicellular organism development. NCBI's taxonomy places the organism in Eukaryota, Metazoa, Chordata, Mammalia, Pholidota, Manidae. Gene Ontology annotation, molecular function: patched binding; calcium ion binding. The record is from RefSeq and is a predicted model, not a curated record.